AUGCAAAACGCUCCGCGAGAACUUCCCCGCCAUGCCAACAUCGACCUGGUGACCGCCUCGCCCCUUCGUCGCACCCUCUAUACUGCGCUCGAGAGUUUUGCCCCCGUCUUCGAGUCAAAUCCAGACUUGAAGAUUAUUGCCCUGCCUGAUAUUCAGGAGACCUCAGACGUUCCAUGUGAUACUGGCAGUGAACCUUCUGUUCUGAAGGAGGAGUUCAAGACAGGAGUUGAUCUGGAUCUCGUGCAAGAGGGGUGGAAUAACAAGUUCUCCGGUCCUUACGCCCCAACCAACAUAGCCCUCAAGCAACGCGCUCGUGCAGCCCGUCGCUGGCUGAAAGCCCGUCCGGAGAAGGAAAUCGUUAUGGUCACGCACGGAGGGUUCUUGCAUUUUUUCACUGAAGACUGGGAAGAGAGCAGCCAGUACCAGGGUACCGGCUGGUCCAACACCGAGUACCGUACUUUCUCUUUCAGCGAGGAAACACACACAGACGAUUUGGAGGGAUACCCACUGGAUGGUGAUAAUGCCUCACUUGAGGAGACAAUUGACUCACGGCAGCGCCGGGGUAAGACUGGACCUAUGCCUAACCGGGAAGAACAGAGGAUGCUGUAUAAGAAGGGCACCCAGGGCUGGGAUGACCAGGGAUUGCAGAUGAGCACUGCUGAACGGGAGGCGGCUAAGGUCACUGGAGGUGAGGAGGUUAAUGGAGUCCGAGUAUGA
Molecule: messenger RNA, 717 nt
Organism: Penicillium verrucosum
Lineage: Eukaryota; Fungi; Ascomycota; Eurotiomycetes; Eurotiales; Aspergillaceae
Exons: 3
Coding region: 1-717 (238 amino acids)
Cellular component (GO): cytoplasm
Molecular function (GO): phosphatase activity
Source: RefSeq, a predicted model, not a curated record